Messenger RNA from Eruca vesicaria subsp. sativa (arugula), 916 nucleotides. Lineage: Eukaryota; Viridiplantae; Streptophyta; Magnoliopsida; Brassicales; Brassicaceae. The record is from the annotation of a GenBank genome assembly.
UCAUCUCUCAUCACCCACCCAAUCACUUUGUUCCAAAACGCCAAAAAGCAUUACACAACAGCAGCAGCCAUGGCUGCCCACACACUCCUCUCCUUCUCAUCGCCUUCUCGCCUCCUCAUUUCUCCUUCAUCAAUUCCCAAUCCACCACUCGUUUCCUCUUUCCGCGGCGUCUCUCUCAACCUCCACCGUCCCCAAUCACUUUCCUUCUCCGCCUCGAAGAAGUCGCUAACAGUCGUUUCGGCCGCGAAGAAAGCUGUUGCGGUCCUAAAGGGUAACUCCGAUGUCGAAGGAGUUGUUACUCUCACCCAAGAAGACACAGGUCCUACAACAGUGAAUGUUCGUAUCACUGGUCUCACUCCAGGGCCUCAUGGCUUUCACCUUCAUGAGUUUGGUGAUACAACAAAUGGAUGCAUCUCAACAGGACCACAUUUCAACCCUAACAACAUGACACACGGAGCUCCUGAAGACGAGAUCCGUCAUGCGGGUGACCUGGGAAACAUUCUUGCCAAUGCCGAUGGCGUGGCAGAAACAACACUUGUGGACAAUCAGAUUCCUCUGACCGGUCCUAACUCUGUUGUUGGAAGAGCCUUUGUGGUUCACGAGCUUAAGGACGACCUCGGAAAGGGUGGGCAUGAGCUUAGUCUGACCACUGGUAACGCAGGCGGGAGAUUGGCAUGCGGUGUGGUUGGUUUGACGCCACUCUAAGUCUGGGUUAAGUGAAGUACUCUACUGUCUACUGUGUUGGUCUUGUCUGUUCGAUAAAAUUUUAAAUAAUGGUUGGCUUGAAUAAACUUUUGAUGUUUAUGUUCAUGGCAUCAAUAACUCUCUUUGGAUCUGUACUUUUGUGAAACUGGUUGUUACUUUUGGAUCAAAUCUGCAUUCCAUCGUGUUAUAAAACACUGUUUUUUUUUGGGUC